AUGGUUCUUUUCCUGAGCAUCAUUCACAGCCUCCCUCUGACCUUUGACCUGAAGAUGGCAGCAGGAAGUGUGUUUGUCGUUGUGUGUGUCAUUUGUGGGGCGUUGUCCUCCGCCUUCAGAUGCUCAGUUCUCCUGAUUUUUCCCAGCAUGCUCGGCUCCCGUGGCCGAAUGUACCUGAUGGUGUUCAUCCUGUCUGUGCUCUCCACAGGACCGGUCUCUAACAUCGUGCAUAACGUGCACUCAGCAGCUCUGUCUCUCAGCUGUAACCUGGACCUGCAGGUUCUUCACAGCAAGCUCCUGUGGCGACACGCCAUCAGACCGUUCACAGUCAUCACUCAGCAGCUUGUGGACGAUAAAGCAGCGUUUGAGUCAGAGGCUCUGACCAUCAGCAGGAAGUUUCAGAUCCUCAGAGAUGAAGUCGUCGCUCAGUACGGAUACGACCAGUUCAAACCACAGCGCGUGGAGCUGGACAGGAGCACCCAGGAACAGUUCACUGCAAAGACCAUGAUGCAGUGCGACAGUGUCGUGACUGAGGGAGUACAGCGCUGUUCUGAUUGGUUCGAGGUCAGGUGGGCGAAGUGUAUGGAGGCGAUACCUGUUCCUGUUAUCAGCCACAUCCUCUGUGUCUCUAUGAAAUUCCACUUCCUGUGUGACAUCAUGAGAGUGAUGGGUCCCUGGUGUAAGCAGCACAUUCCUGUGGAGGGAAACUUCGGUCGUCUCUUCGAUCAUCUGAACGUUUCAGUCGACAUGUUGUCCAGAGAGUUCAGCACCGAGCUCGUUGUCCAGGAGCAGCAGGCUGUGCUGGGCGAAGCUGCAAGCGAUCACUUCACUCAGUCUGUGAAAAAGUCUCUCCACGGCCUGAAGACCGUGAUGAAGCAGCUGCUGGACGUUGUGCAGCUGCUGCUGUCCCUCACCAUCAUCAGCGUCUUCAUCAGGGCAUUCUGGUACGUCAGACAGUACAGGAGAGACGUUCACUUUGACAAUGUCUACAUCACCACCUACUUCAGAAAGAUCGACGCUCGCAGAAGAAGAGAGGGGAAACGUUUCCUGCUGCCACUGAGGAAAUCAGAGAAGAAGAAGUUCAUCGACCCUCUGAGCCUCAGGAUUCAUCCUGACGAGUUUCAGGAAGUGAUGUCAGGUGUGUUUCAGCUACUCUCUGUCUCUCUGCUGUGCAUCGUCCUGCUGACUGUCGACUUCUCUGUGGUCCGCGCUCUGGACAUCGUCAGCCGACACACCUCCAACCAGUUCAACCUGACCAGUAGUCACCAGGUGGAUAUCAGAGUGGACGGGGCAUCCAUGAUGGCCAACCUCCUGAGAAAAACGGUUUCAGCCUUCAACAGCUCGUCCGACUUUCACAUCCACACCGACAACCGGAAGUGUGUGUUUCCCCCCACCACCCUCUCAGCAGGCGUGUAUAUGAGCUGUGUGGCUUGUGUCCUGUUGAUGGCGCUCUUCACCUGCCUUCACGUUUACACCAACCGCCUUCCACGGGUCAUCGCCGCCUUCUACCAUCCGAAGAAGGAGAAGAGGCGGGUUUUAUACGCCUACAAUCUGCAGCUCCACAGUCGGAUCUCCUCCCGGGACAGUGAACACACCAGCAGCUUUGGGGAGGCCCCGGGAAAAACUUGUGGACUAUCCGGUGUCGAUCAAUCACAAGCCGAGCGAGUCCGUCCGGUGCAAACGGAACUUGUAACGCCAGAAAACUACGCAGAUAGCGGACCGAAGACCGGACAGGCUUCCUGCUCCAGUAACCGAGUCCCCCCCCCCGGCUGUGGUCCGGUCAAGCGGACGCUCUGA
Pleuronectes platessa (European plaice) is the source of this 1797-nucleotide messenger RNA. It is a transcript of the gene dcst1, whose product is annotated as DC-STAMP domain containing 1. The record is from RefSeq and is a predicted model, not a curated record. Bases 1 to 1797 code for a protein of 598 amino acids. The transcript has 15 exons. NCBI's taxonomy places the organism in Eukaryota, Metazoa, Chordata, Actinopteri, Pleuronectiformes, Pleuronectidae. Gene Ontology annotation, cellular component: membrane.